This is a messenger RNA of Canariomyces notabilis, 3137 nucleotides long. RefSeq lists its product as uncharacterized. The record is from RefSeq and is a predicted model, not a curated record. Lineage: Eukaryota; Fungi; Ascomycota; Sordariomycetes; Sordariales; Chaetomiaceae. Gene Ontology annotation, molecular function: double-stranded DNA binding. The coding region runs from base 52 to 2667 and encodes 871 amino acids. The transcript is spliced from 5 exons. Gene Ontology annotation, biological process: mitotic sister chromatid cohesion; maintenance of mitotic sister chromatid cohesion. Gene Ontology annotation, cellular component: SMC loading complex; chromatin.
CGUCCAACACCGAGAAGCCGCUGACCCAGAAGAAACAAGACCGGGAAUCGGAUGCCCUUUUUCGCGGCAGCAGCCGGGCUGCUUCGACAAAUACUGGACAUCACUUGGCCUGCCGACAGGAUGCCCCCGGGGGAGGCAUAUGGCAGCCAGGGCCAGCAGCAAUCACAACAACUGCACGCAGCACUGCAGCCAAUUCAUCAACUGCACCAUCAUCAACAGCUGGAGCAACAGCAGCCGUUACAAACUGGCCCUCAGGCCGCACCGCCGCAUCCACAUUUCUUGAAUCCAUAUCCCAACGGAAAUGCGCAGUAUCAACACCAGCAGCAUGCCCAAUACAAUGUCCAUUCCGCAUAUCCGCCGCAGCCAGCCCAGUUCUAUCACAGCGGUACCCCGCAGUAUACGAACUACAAUGCCGGAUUCCAGAACCACCAACCCGCGCUCGCGCCGGCGCCAGUGCUAGCGCCCGCACCGCCGCCCGCCUCUCUAUUCGUCGACCCAUCGUAUCUCCAGAACCCCUCCGCGCCCCGACCGGCCGGCAACAUCCUGCCCGCAUCGCAGCCAGUGACGGCAGUGAGCCCCCAAGUACCGCAUGCCAUGCAACCGCAGUCGCAGUCGCACUCCCAACCACGGCUACAUCAGUUAGCACCUGCAAUGGGGAGUCCGAGAUUGGACGUGAGAAGGCCGCCAACACAUGGCUUGCCGGUAAAGCAGCCUACAAAAGAAGCGAGACGACCAAGUUCUAGCGCCGGCAUCGCCAAGUCCACCGCCGUGCCCCAGGUCUCGCCGCACCUCGAAACGCUUCCGCUCCUGCUGUGCGUUGCCGAGGACUGUUUCAGUAAAGCUUAUGCAGCAUCCACACGGGUUGCCAGGUCCAUGUCCGAGAGCGAAGUCGCAGAGCAUCACAAGCUGAUAGCGACUGGGUUGGGCUGUUUGGAUGUUGCGCUGCAGUCGAAUAAGCUGUGGCCUCGUCUCGAAGCCAGACUGUGUCUGCGUUAUGCCAGUGUGCUUAUUGAGGAGACGACAAACAUAAUGGAGGCCGAGACCACAUUGACACGGGGCAUUGCAGUGUGCGAGAAGCAUCGCUUCAUUGACCUCAAGUACAGCUCACAGUUCCUCCUGAUCAGGACCCUCUUCCAGCGCAGCCAAAAGGCGGCUUUCAAGUCAAUAGAAAGCCACAUUGCGGAUUGUACAACAUAUAAACAUGUCCACUGGAUAUAUGCCUUCCGCUUUCUCAAAGUCGCGUUCCAUGUUCAGUCGGGUACAGCCGCCGAGCACCAGGCCAUUGAGAAUCUUCGCAAGAUUGCGGGAAUCGCAAAUCAGUGCGGAGACAAGGCGAUCUUUGUCAUGGCCAUGCUUCUUGAGGGACUCGCCCAUCUCAGCACUAUGAAGGACGACUGGGCAACGCGCGUGCAGAUGUGCAUCGCCCAGGCGUCCAAGCUGCAGCUGGAUGAAUCUACCCACUCUCCCCAGACUGAUGUAUUAUUAUUACUGCUUGACCUUGCGUGUAGUCUCCAUCAAAAAACUCAUCACAUAUCAGCACAGAAGUUGUCGGCUCUUCAGAAAAGAUUAGAGGAGCUCAAGAACUCGCAAGACUGGGCGUCCCAUCACGGAGAAAUGCUACUGCCUAUCAAGCGAUUGCACAAUGCGUCCCAAACCAUCAGCAAUGACACAAGAGCAAUUCUUCGUCCAGGGGACGACGGUGUCGAUUACCUUGUAUUGCAGGCUUUGGGAAAACAGGAGGCCUUUGCAUUAGCGUUUGUAUUCAACGGCAUCGUCGCGCACUACAAAUCGUCUACCCCAGGCCGGAGUUCGACCAUGUGGGGAGAGGCGCUUAGGUUGUUAGAAGAUACAUCCACAUCAUUCAAAUGCCUUCCGGAAGCGCUUGCCCAAGCGGAGUGGACCAGGGGGCUUGCAUGUUACGCUCACAUUCUCACCGGCCUGCAAGCUUCGACCUUGUGUGACUGGGCCAAGGUCAAGGCGUGUCUUGAAAAGGCACAAGAGUGUCAAGAUGGGUCGGAGACUUUGAAUGUGUUGAUAAUAUAUCUGGAGGGUGUCUUUCACCAAGGCACGGCGCAACUCGGUGAGGCGCUCGAAAUCUGGAAGGAUAAGACCUUUGAGAUGGACUGGAGCGGGGCACCCAAACGUGCUGGCAGCCACAUCGAGACGGAACUCUCAAUUCUGGCCGCCCUUAACCGGCUCUGGAUCAUGCAGGAUCUGCAACGACGGGACGACGCCGAGACGGCAGAAUUAGUGGACUUGUUGCGGCCAAUCUGCGACGAUAACCCGGACCAGGAGAUACGCACCGUCUACAAUCUCGCGAUGGCCGCCCUUGAGGUAAAUCCGCCCCUGUCGAUGAAUCAGGUCAAGCGGCACAUCCAGCAGGCGCUCAACGGCGCCCAGCAGGCGAGCAACACACAGUACCUCUCCAUAGCGCUCAACGUCAUGCGUCGGAGGCUGUUUGAGGACGUGGUUGGGGAGCAGGCGCUCAAGAGCGCCAGGGCCGGGUCGGCACAGGCCAAGAGGAGCGGAAACGUGCUCUGGAUGAGCGUUGCCGACGGCAUGCUCGCGCAGUCGUUAGAGGUGCAGGGAGCCCUGGAGGAGGCGAGGAAGACACGAGAAAAUGGGAGAAGGCUGGCUAAUGAGGCGUAUGCUAGAACACGGGUCUGAUCUGUGUCUGUCGGUGUACUACAAGCAUCUGCUUUUUUGGUUCAAGGGAAAUGUAUCUGGCUGUGGCAAUUGUUUGGCGCUGGUGUGCUUGGGAUGGAGGGGCAGGAGGGAAGGUCGACAUCCAUUUACGGUGUAUACCCGGCGAUCUUGGCCUGUCGACUAUCUUCUGCUAUCAUUAGCUGAGCGGAUGUGUGAUACCUAUGACUGGCAGACAUGCAUGGCAUUCUAAUACUCAGGGGCUAAUGUUGCUGUUCGCCGUUGACAGAUUUCAGGGGUCGGGUAAGCUACCCGUGGGCUGGACCUUCAUUGCAUUCAGGGGCUCACUUAGGUACGAAGUACGGAGUACAGUACUGAGGUGCAAAAUCCAGGGACGGCUCGGGCUAUGGCGUUCGGAACGCCAGAUCGUCCCAAAACCCAAAAACCGCAGAACUUUUAUCUAUUUACCGUAUCCCAGGUGUCUAAAUUUGAAG